AUGAAGAAUAAUCUUAAACUUGAUAUUGAAUCAUUAUCUGAAUCAUAUCCCAUAGCACGUAAUCUUGUAGCGGAUAUUCUCAUUUCUGAUGUAUUUUCAAAAUUUCUCUCAAAAUGUAUGUUAGAUGAAUUAAAUGAUUCAAUAGAUUCUUAUUUACAGAACUCAUGGCGUUUAUCAAAAAUUGAUUCAUUUAUUAAUUCAUUCUUUAUUGAUUAUCUUCCUUUAUCAACAAAACUUCAAACAGUAUUUCAAAUCGAUAGACAUAAUUCAAUGAUUUCAUUAUAUUUAAAAAAACGUUCAACACAAUUUGAACGUAUUAAUCAAUUGAUUAAUAAAAUAGAUAAGAUUUUUUUUAUUAAUGAAUUUAUUCAACAUAUUGCUUUACGUUCUCAACAAUAUCAACAAUUAAUAGAUAAAUUAAUUGAAGACAAUAAAUGUGUUACAUUUGAGAAAUUAUUAAAUGAAGAAACUAAACUUGCAAUAAAUUUGCAAUCUAAAAUAAAGAAUAUUAAAUUACCAGGAUUAUAUAUUAAUAUUUUAAAUUGUUCUUUUCAUUAUUUGACUGGAAAACAACAAAAACAUAUUACAAAGAUUAUUUUACAUGAUUUUCUUCAGGAUAAAGAAGUGACUAAUCCCAAGAAAUUAAAAGCAUUACGUAUUCUUCAUCAUUUAACAAAUACAUACAAUGAAUCUCUUCAAUGGUUUAAUGAAAAACAAACUUCUUCUUUAUUAUUAAAGAGUAAUAUUAGUACUAAUAUUGAACCACUUGAUCAUGUAAUUAUAUGUUUACCAAUUACAUUUGAUUUAACUCCUCAAGAUUUACUUAAACAAUUUCAUUUCUUAAAAAUGAAAUUAAAUCCAUCAAAUGCUAAAUAUAUUAGUGAUGCUAUGUUAACUAUUUCACGUAGAUUACCUGAAGAAAUAUUUUUAAAACAUUAUCUUGAAUUGGUUGGUAAUGAACAAUUUCAAAAACUUGGUAAAUCAUAUAAUAAGCGUGUUCACUGAGAAAACUAUCUUGAGA
This is a messenger RNA of Rotaria sordida, 1021 nucleotides long. The record is from the annotation of a GenBank genome assembly. NCBI's taxonomy places the organism in Eukaryota, Metazoa, Rotifera, Eurotatoria, Philodinida, Philodinidae.